AUGUUGGGGGGUGUUUCGGUCAUUGCAUCCGCCGGGAACUACGGUCCUGCUGAAUACAGUGUAAUGAAUGUUGCCCCGUGGUUGACGACUGUCGGUGCCGGCACGAUCGACCGUUUGUUCUCGGCUGAUCUUGUACUUGAAUACGGGACGCGGAUGAACGGGGCUUCGCUUUACAGCGGGCCCCCCAUAGAUCCCUCAUUUUUUCUGCCCCUUGCAUACGGAGGGAGUUGUCAGUGGUUGGACGAGAGCUUUUCCGGUAAGAUUGUGGUCUGCAACGAGGAUGACAUCAGCAAAGCCACUGAGAUUGUGAAAAACGCCGGAGGUGCUGGUUUGGUGGCACCCAAGACAUACCUCAAUGCCGAACAAUUUGCGAUCCCUGGUCUCGUCAUCAAAAAGUCUGACUGGAACAUGAUCCGUGACAUUAUCAAGGAAAAAAGAAACACUGUUAUAAAAGCCACGAUCGUAUUCCCCGAUGUGGAACUCGGGAUCCAACCAGCUCCAGUGGUACCUUCUUUCUCCUCCAGAGGCCCUAAUCCUCUUUCACCAUUUGUUAUGAAGCCUGACGUGUUGGCGCUAGGUGUAAACAUCCUCGCAGCAUGGUCAGAAAGUGUCGACUUCAAAAUUGUCUCGGGUACAUCCAUGGCCUGCGCACACGUGUCCGGGCUGGCUGCUCUCUUGAAGGGAGCCCACGCUGACUGGUCCCCAGCCAUGAUCCGCUCCGCCAUCAUGACCACUGCUUAUACCAUAGCCAAUGAUGGCAAACCCAUAAUCAAUGAUGAUGAUUUGACCCAGUCUACAACCUCCGAUAUGGGCGCGGGUCACAUUAACCCGAGUAAAGCCCUUGAUCCAGGAUUAGUCUAUGAUAUCACCCCGCAAGAUUAUGUGGAUUUCCUGUGCGCCUCAAGUUAUGACAUCCAAAAUAUAACCAGCGGCGAAUACAAUUGCACCAAAAAAAUGCCGUGUGAUCUGAAUUAUCCAGCCAUCACGUUUAAUUUUAUGAAUCGUGAUAUCGCUAUUAAAGGGACCGUGACAUAUGUUGGUGAAGAUGAUGCUAGUUACACUGUGACGGUGACCAAUCCUAGAGCGGUGAAUCUGACGGUAGAUCCGACGAGGAUGGAUUUUAAAAGCAAUGGUGAUCAAAAGCAAAGUUACCGGGUGAUUAUAACCGCAACAGAAUUGCCGAAAGGUGUUGUGGAGGGGAAGAUAGUUUGGUCAGACGGAAAGCGGCAAGUGACGACGCCUGUAGUUUUGAAUUCUUAA
This is a messenger RNA of Striga hermonthica, 1260 nucleotides long. Lineage: Eukaryota; Viridiplantae; Streptophyta; Magnoliopsida; Lamiales; Orobanchaceae. The record is from the annotation of a GenBank genome assembly.